Messenger RNA from Salvelinus sp. IW2-2015, 1874 nucleotides. The record is from RefSeq and is a predicted model, not a curated record. NCBI's taxonomy places the organism in Eukaryota, Metazoa, Chordata, Actinopteri, Salmoniformes, Salmonidae.
AUAUACUGCUUUAUUCAUGAUAAGAUCAGUAACGUGCAUUAUUUUUCGUUUGAUUGUUAUUAAUAUUAAAAGAACAAAGUUGUUUCCGGUUGAGGAGUAUGCUUAAAGGACCCCGGCCUAACUGUUUUCUGGGAGAUGGAACUGUUCAGGACAGCAAUACUUCUGUCAGUUCUGGUUCUCUCUCAAGGCUUUCUAAAUAAAGCCAACUCUGUUCCGGGGAACUUCUCUGGGUCGAGAGAGACUGAUGAGCAGCAGACAUCCAAUCUAACCAUAUCUCACCCCCCCAGGCUAUCUCAGCACUGCUCUGGGGUUGUCGAGGUGCUCCAUCRAGGGCUGUGGAGGCCGGUGACCUUUGACCUUGGGUCUGCAGAGUGGGCCAAAGUGGUGGAGGACAUAUGUACCAACCUGAGCUGCGGGGCAGUGUACGAGCUCCGACAGAAUGGCACAGCUACUUUAAACUACUCCAGCUCAACGUGUCUGAGCCAGUGUGUCUACAGAGACCUACUUGUGGAGAACUGUACAGAGCUCUCAUACACGGACUGCUCUAACCUGACUGAGAUAACCUGUGGGCACCAGGCCGUGCGAUUGGCUGGAGGCUCACACCACUGUGAGGGACGGGUGGAGUUGUGGAGAGAGGAAAAAUGGGGAACGGUGUGUGACGAUAGUUGGGACCUGAGAGAUGGGGGCGUGGUCUGUGCUCAAUUGGGCUGUGGCUCUGCCCUAAAUGUGAGUGGGGAGGACGGGUCCUUUGAAGCGGGUGUUGGCCAGGUUCUCUUAGACGAGGUGAACUGUGGAGGGAGCGAGAGGAACCUAUGGGAGUGUCCCUCCAUGGGGACAGUCAACGACUGUGGACACAAAGAGGACGCUGCAGUGGUUUGUUCAGGAAUUCCAUCUCAACCAGGCAACGAGACAGCAGAACAGAACACCCAGACUUCAACCACAGCAGGCUCAGUUCUACUAGUCACCAGUGCAGAGAGCUGGUCCUCUCCUCCCACAGCUGCUGUCUGGGGCUGCAUCGCAUUGUCUAUAGCCCUCCUCCUCACACUCCUCUCCAAUGCUUCACUCUUCCUGUCUUACAGGAGAAGAGCUGCACUUCUGGUUCACCAAAGACAAGAUGGCCGCCUGCUGUCCAUCCAGUCUCAACACACCGACCGAGGGGAGAGAGUCAACCUYCUCACAGUCACCACGGACACAGCUGAUUACACUCCACAGUACCUUUCCCAACAACCCUCUCAGAAUGACACCGACGCCUUGUGUGACUCUGACUAUGAAAACUAUGACUUCAAUGACCAACCCUCUAUUGCCAUGGCUACUGCACUUGUCAGGGUCCUUGACAAUGGAGUAAGCACAAGCAGAGAGCCAUGGGAAACCACGCAGACAGCAGAGACCUCUGACGCUCCUGAGAAAUAUAAUAUUGUUGCUGAGACAAUCAAUGGCAUUGAGAGAAAUAACACUGCCACCCAAAGCCUGCAUUCGCUGGUGUCAUCCAGCACAUCUUCUGGGGAAUGCUAUGAAAACAUUGAGACACAGGAGAAGGAGCUGCUAGACUCAGGUCCAGAUUUGAGAGAAACUGCCCUCACAGACUUGAUCUGUGGAAGAGAGCCAUCCUUGGGAUCGAGUAGUAGUACAUCAUCAGGGGAAUCCUACUACAACGUGGGGAUGGCAGUGGACAGCAUCUACAGUCAGAAAAACCUAUACACAUUCCCCUGUGCAAUCAACAAGUACACACAAGGAUCAGCAACAGCCUGUGAACAGUAGCUUUCACCUACUGAGCAAUCAAAAUCAAGAUGAUUCAAGCAGCUCAUCCUCCUCUGAGCUUUAUGAGAACAUAGAAGUCCAAGAUGAAGAGGGGAUUGGUGAUGCUACUGUGAAAG